AUGAGCUAUAACAAAUUAAUCCAAGACAAGAGGGCCAAAAUGUUGUACCUUGCUCUGUUGUUGGUGUUUUACCCCUUUCUUUGUGUUACCGGCAUUAACCUGACCUAUAUCGUUAAAAAGGACCAAAAUAUUUCGUAUCCAAGUUGUAUUGCUGAAGAUUUGGAAAGAUAUACGGCAGUAGGUUGGGUCUACCCCAUUCCGAGCACACCACAAAACCUUCCCAGUGUUGCAACAAAGUUUGUACCUACACUUGACAAUGAUUUCAAUUGUCAAUUCACCGAACACAGUCCCUGCAACUUAUUAUGGUCGUUGCGGGACUGGCAGAUAGAUAACGACUCCCCAAAAACGAAGGAAGUGAUUUUUGAUAGACGUUGGGAAGAUUUACCCAUAAUUUUUAUUUCCAACACUUCAAAAGAGUUUGAAGAAAAAAUUGAUUUACGUAAUAUUCUAACGCAAGCGUUUUCAGUACGAGCAGAAGGUCUGGUAGAAAUUUUUGUUUGUUCGGGCUCCGACCCUUACACUUAUCCCUGUUAUUAUUUCUAUAUUGACUACAACGAUAUUUACUUCAAGUAUUACGCUAAGAUUCCAAAAGAUGUCAAGGAGGACGUCAAAAAGAAGCCUUCGCAACACGUCAAGGCCGCUUCGAGCGUAGUAUCACCGGAUGAAUGGAGGAAUUUCGUUAUAAAUUACGGAGGCUCUAGUCUGGUACAACUAAUUGAUUUUACCGCUAAUCUUAAAAGGGUCUUAAUUGAAUAUUUUAUCGAUGAGCCAAUGACCGCAUCGUAUAUGUUUAUGAGGAGUUCGAAUUCAAGUCUAUGGAAAUUGCAUCAAAAUAGCUUUAUGUUUACCAAUACAACUCAGAUUUCCAGACUGGGCCCAAUUCUGACCAUCCCGAGUAAAGAUUUGUGCGUUUCCUUGUUAGUCAAGGUUUGCAGCUAUUGUGAAAUUAAAUUUCUGUACCUCAACAAGACUCGGCGAGUUUUGAAAGUAGUCGCACCGACACAGAAUGAAGAAUGGGUAGAAGUGAAGUUAAAAGAAGAAAACAUCCAGUUUGACAAAUUAAAUUUGUUCGUUGAAACCAAAUAUGUAGAUGGAAGUUCCAAGACCUCGGAUGGCUUCUGGGCUAUAGACGAUGUAAGAGUCUGCAAUGAAAAUGAGAUAAAAGUGUCAUAUCUAAAACUGAGUGAUACAUCACACAUAUCUGAUGAUAACAUUACGUGUCAGCUCAUAAAGAACCCGAGUUGGAAACCUAAAAAAGUAGUUUAUACAGGAGUAAAAGAUUUCCCGGAAGUUUUUGCCAAAUCUACCAAAAACUCGAUUCAAUUAAAAUGGAUUCCAGAAGACAGAAAGAAUCCUAUUACUUAUUUCAUAUUUUAUCGGGGUAACGAUAUCUGCACCAGUGAACCUCACAACAACAAGAGAUACAAGUCAAGCGGUUUUAUUAGCACCAAACUGAACGACGUGACGAUUAGUGACCUUGUGCCUUAUACUUAUUAUAAUAUUACGAUAUCGACUGUUUUACAUGAGACUGAUAAGAAAUUAUUUUUUAAUACAUUAGAGACAGACGAACCUAGUUUAGAAGAACUUCCGACAAAUAUUAAAUUGAAACCGUCGUAUACUUCCAUAAAUGUGACAUGGGAACCCGUCAACUGUUAUAAGAAAUAUGGCAGAUUGGUAUAUACGAUAAUUGUUUCUAAUUCUACACUAAAUUUCACCAAAGAAAUAUCUCUACAAACAAAUACUAGUUACGAGGUAACUGGACUUAAACCGUACUCACACUAUUCUUUGACAAUUUUAACAGCUCGUAACGGUAGGAGUAUUUACAGAAAGGUCAAGACUACAAACUAUACUUUGACUUUCACUACACUCGCUGGAAUUGCUCCUAUUCCAGAAAAUCUUGAAAUCUACUCAAUAGACCAAAAUACAGCGUCCUUAAGAUACGACCUGCCAACCAACUCGAACGGUAUCAUCAAAGAUGUUCACGUGAGUAGGUGUAACAGCCUUUCGUUCAACAAAUGCAAAGCGUCGUUUUCUAUCGUGAAAAGAUGCAGUCUAUGGCCGAAGAAGUAUUGCGUAGAGGUGAAUUAUCUGAUACCUUUCCAGUCCUACAACUUCAGAGUUGCCUUAAAGAAUCUGGAUACGCCUAGUUUUGGGAAAGAAGCAGUGGUGAAGGGUUUCGCUAACGACAAAGUUCCAGGCAAACCAACAAAUAUCACCUACAAAAUGGUUAACUGCCGCAAUGAUUACGAAUAUUGUGAUUUAAAUAUAAGUUGGUUGCAUCCUUACCAUCAAAAUGGCACCAUAACACAAUUUGAAAUUGUUUUGAACAGCACCAAUGUCAAGAAGGAAGCUGAAGAUGACAAAUAUAUCCAUGAAGUAUAUACUGUGCUGAAUAAAACUUACUAUUAUGAUUAUACGUAUCAGAUUAAAGAUGUUCCAUAUAGCAGUCACUACAACCUCUACAUACGAUCCGGCAACACCGCCUACAAAAGCGACUAUGAAGAAACUCACGUUAAAACGGACCAUAUCGGCGAUCAUAUCGACCAAAGUCCGAAACUCUUAGCUAGAAGUGACAAUAAUUUGUUGUUCAAGAUGCCAUAUCUAGACAGCAGACUAAAGUCCUACACCAUGACUGUUGUGGUCCAAGACUACGAUAAAAAGCAACAAGUUGAUGGUGAGGUGUUGAAAAAUAGAAAGGUUGCUGAUAAUUUGUGUAACAACUUUGGUGAUACUUGGAUAGCACAAGUAAUGAAGGUUGACAGCAAUAGCAGCAUCAGAAACAUAGCUAUAGGCAGUGCAGAGAAACAUAGUCUAAAGCCCAACACAAAAUAUUGCAUCACUUUCAUCAUCACCAAUAGCUAUAAGGACACAGAACACGACGUUGUUUAUUAUGAAAAACUGAAGACUACAAACAUCCAAGGUUCUUCUAAAGGAGUCGCUGAAGCAGGUUCCUCCAACCAUUUGUACAUGCUGCUUCUUAUAUUGCUUAUUAUACCAGUGGGAUUUUUAGUUUAUAGGUAUUUCAGAAAGAAGAGAUACAUCACAAAGUCAAUGAUCACACCAAACGAUCAUUGUUACGAAACGUUGCCAUGCAGUGAGAUUCGGCACGACAAAUCAGAAUCCAACGAAAAGCUGCAACCUGUUGUGAAUAGAGACUAUAGUUAA
Messenger RNA from Diabrotica balteata, 3165 nucleotides. Lineage: Eukaryota; Metazoa; Arthropoda; Insecta; Coleoptera; Chrysomelidae. The record is from the annotation of a GenBank genome assembly.